Messenger RNA from Babesia sp. Xinjiang, 6282 nucleotides. RefSeq names its product Small ubiquitin-related modifier 1. Gene Ontology annotation, molecular function: protein tag activity; ubiquitin-like protein ligase binding. The coding region runs from base 1 to 6282 and encodes 2093 amino acids. The transcript has 4 exons. The record is from RefSeq and is a predicted model, not a curated record. Gene Ontology annotation, biological process: protein sumoylation. Gene Ontology annotation, cellular component: nucleus. NCBI's taxonomy places the organism in Eukaryota, Apicomplexa, Aconoidasida, Piroplasmida, Babesiidae.
AUGACGCGCGUACCUAGGUACGAGGAGAGGGGGGGGCGACCGACUCGGAACUCAAAACGGCGUCAAAAUAUUGCGACACACAAACCCAUCAAGAACAAACAAACAGACAAAUACGAUGCCAUAGACAACAUCAUACAACUAUACGGCAUCCAAGGUGAUGGAUUACAUGAAUUAUUCCUGAAAAAUAAAACGGAAUUCGCCGAAGCAGUUGUUGGCCGGUUCUACAGGCGUGACCGCACUAGGGAAAUAAUCGCCGAUGUUGAACGCUCACAGUUGCUGGAUAUAAAACUACUAUUAGCCAACGGUGAACAAUGCAACAUCAAUGAUGACAUAGACAAUUCAUUAACGCUGGAGCAUACUGCCCAGUCACCAGAGAAUAAUACAGAAGGCGAUACUUUGAAACGCCAUGCUCACCUCACAAAUGCGGAUGAUAUUCAAAAUCUGAUUGAUAAGGGUACGGGAAUUACAGGCAGUGCCUCGAUCCCAAUAGUUCAACCCAUAAAAAUCCAGACACCUCAAGUGGACUCUACUCUAACGACUGUAUUAAAUGGUGCAACCGACAUUCACAAUGAUGCGGUAACUGAAGCGGAUAUUCAGUCGUAUAGAAGCGUAGAAUCUGCAAUUUGCUUAGAUCUCUCACUUUUCAGCUCGGACAAUGAAGACAAUGCACAAAAAGAAGGCGAAUCCUUCUUCUUGGAUUUUAGUGAGGACGAUAAGGAACAGGAUACUGUGGAUGAUUUAGAAACGGCGCACGAUGGUACAUCGAAUGCUCCGUACACAGCUGGGGGUAACAACGGCCAACAUGACACUCCGCUACACUCUACAAUCGAUCCUCCUAAAGAGGAGGAAUCCUAUGUGGAAGAAAGAAAAGGUGAAGUUCCAAUUGAAGCAUCUGUCAAUAUAGAAAGCUUCGCGAAGGAGUUUCAUGAUGACGAUUCAAAUAUCGAGUCUAUACACAGUAGCAGUAUUCUGGAUGACCAAAAAAGCAACACUCACGAUGAUGCCACCGAAUUCGGCUCCAUUAAGAGGAAUGUACAUAGUCGCAUUGUAUGCGAUGAACGUAAGCCAUACUCUGAAACUGAGCCUGAAAGUACCAGCGAAUGCAAGGAAAACCCUGAAACUGUUGUAUGGGUCAUCGACGAACCUUCAGUCCCCGACGUUGAAGAAGGACAACAAGAUGAAAUGGAAUCUCUACAGGAUCAUUCUGUCACCACAUGUGUAGAAGAAACACUCCAGCAUGACACGGAUAACAUGGCACCUGAGGAGGUGAUGGAGGAUCCAGCAUUUUCGGAUGUAAACAAUGUUAUGGAAACGCAAGAGCACUAUUCUUCUGAAAAUGACGAAACGAAAGAAAUUUUUACCCAACAGGAAAUUGGUGACAAACAAGGAGAUCAAAACAUGUUGGUCGAUCGAUCAAUCGACUCUCCAAUAGAUAUUCAAGAUUUUCAAAGUAUUAACACAGACAUUGUGGAGAUGGAUACUGGGGACAAACACGAAAUACCAGAAAAUGACACAAACAUAAAUGAAGUUUUUAACGAUAUCAUACAAGACGAUAUACAAAUAGACACAUGUGAAGUCACGAAAGAUGACUCGGAAAAUGAUAUGUCAACAGAUACUGCAGCCGAAGAUACAGCAGGGAUAUCAAAAAAAUGGGUUCAGGAUAGUGCAGGAGGAUUGACUCGUUUCCAUAGUAUUCAAAGCGAACCAGAGGACAUGGUCGUAUACCAUGAAAUUCCUCCAACCAUACCAAGUAAGAUUGAAACUAUUUCAGAGAUGGUAUUGAACGAAAAUGCAUUCAAGUCAAAUCAACACGUAAUACCAGAUCUACUGCACAUGGUUGAUCUGAAACAGUUAGAACAAUGUAGGCAGGAUGUCGAGACCGCCAUGCGCUCAGCAAACUCUUCAGGUGACUAUAACAGUGCUCAGCUAGCGUUUGUAUUGUUACUCUUCCUUGAGAUGCGAAAACCAGACCCAACAACACUGUCUUUGUUCGUGCAGCUUAUGACACGGCUACUGACAUCUAUUAACGAAGAUAAUUGGGAUAUCGCAGGAACCACAGUGUUUCAAAUGCUACUUGACGCCACUGCACCGUUGAUUUCAAAAGAGUUGCCUUUCGAAGUGGCACGAGCAUUAAUGGAUGCAUCCGUGGAACUCAGCUUCAGAUUGCGUGGUAAACUUUUGCCCUUGGGUGCGCCGGCGAGAAGUCUAUUGGCAUCGGCAGCGAACCGAUGCAAUACUCUGGAGGAAUACCAGGUUGUAGUCAAAAUGGUAAACACGAGGGUGGAUGCAGUUGCUGAACAUACGCCGCAUAUAACGUUCCUCUUGUUGCGACUGUUCGAACUCAUGCUUUCAAGCGCUCACAUGAAACGUGCGUUCCACGACUGUCGUUCCGCCUUAUACACCCUUGUUGAUACUGCAUUGUUGACCAAUUUUAACUUCCUCAAAUCACUCGUCGAUAGCUUCAUCCAAACUCCACACAAUGUGGUAGCCCACUUUGCAGUGCUUUUCAUCGCACAAAUGAUGAUAGAACGAAUCAGAGAAACAAAGACCGCGGUACUUGACAAGCGUAGAUGUUUACGUAUACUUCAGACAAUUGCACAAUCUGUAUUUUCCAUACUUAAUGAUGUGGAUGACAGGUGUGGCUUUUUACACGAGUACGUCGAAUGCUUCAAGACGAAUUCCAGUUCUAUUUUCAAAAUAGAUAUAUUCGACCUCAAGCUGCUCGAAGGAUGUGGGAACCCCGAAAAUUACUCGAUUCACCAGGAUUUCGACGUACAUUUGUUGCGUGAAACCGCUAAUAGGUACAUGUCACAUCUAGGAGUUUCAUCACUGCAAAAUGCUAGAGUAUGUGACCUGGUACUCCUGCUGUCACUGAAGUAUGUUGCCAGGACACACACAAUAGGUGCUCUAACAAAGGCUUCCAUGAAACGUCAGUUGGACCAUACUUCAGAUCAUGAUGCCAAAGAACACGAGGCUACGGGGCAAAAGAAGUCGAAAUCCAGUAGUAUUGGUUCUGAAGUAUUGCAACCGGUGAAUGCAGAUACAUCAAAAACCCGUAAACGUUCCAAACGGGACAAGGAAAUGACAUGUGAUGUGGAAGAAGGUUCUGACGAUGGAGUGGAUGUGUCUGAUAUCGAUUUUUUUUCGGAUGAAGGAGAUGAUGACCACACGAGGUGUUAUCCAAGCGGCCGAACAAACAUAAGUAGUAGAAGUCAUGUUAGUGCCGGUGAUGGACCGCUGGAAACGGAGGGUACGCAUGACUGCGUAAAGGUCUCAACAGAUCAUAUGUGGGCUGACAAUAAUGAAGAUCAUGUAUUGCGUUAUGCUCGUAUAGUAUGGCGCCUGUUCACUGCCACAUCCGGACAGCAACAGGAUGGAACACUAGACCCACAGCUGGCUCAGUAUCUUGUGCUAAGCAGAGCACAGCUGGCGCAUCUUGAGGAUUAUUCCGAGGCGGAACUUUGUUUCAAACUGAUACUGUACCACAUAUAUAACGAGUUGUUCCUGGGAUUGUGGAGAACAAUGACCAAUAUACUAUACAGUGUCAACGAAUACAGCCAAUUGAACUCAGCGAGCGCCUUUGUGUAUAUGGCAGUGACACAACGUGCAGAUUACUUGCGUUACCAUGUAGUACGCAAACUAUUGGUAGCAUGUAUGGGAGACGGUUGUUAUAUUGUAAGACUUACAGCCGCACGGCUUUUGGCGAAUGUAUUCAGUCGUUUGGCACCAGAUGACCUAGCGGUGGACCAGCUACUUGAUAAACUCUUAUUGUCAUUGCGCGAUGUCAACUGGAAAGUGAGACUAUCAGCCAACACAGCAGUAUUCCACUACGUGCGGCAACGAGGUAUCGAUAUGAACACUAUGCCAGCAAUAUCGACGGUAGCUGAACGUAGUUGUGACAUUGACAAGGAGCAUCCACAAGUACGAGAAGUUGUUUUAAGCACCCUGUCCUACAGCUUGUUUUCGAAGUCACACCCAUUCAUAAACAAAUCUGGAGGAAUCUGCGACCAAACUGUAGCCCUAGCUGAACGGUUUGUAAAGGUAAUCUUAUACAAGAUGAGUGCUUUUAAGGCACGUGAGAACUGCGUUGAACGAGUUCUGGAUUAUUACAAAGCUAACUUCAAAAAAAUAGAAGUAGCUUCAAAUUCUACCUUCCAGCAAUCGCCCCCCAAGGAGGAACUCCGGGUAGCGGUGGAUACACAUAUUAAGGUGGCCCUGGAGAAGUGGAUGAACAUAUUAUUGGAUUUGUUUUUGAUGCGACGUAGCGAAGGCUCAUCUUUCCAUGUGCUUGCAGAGGUGCUGUGCGUCCUGAAGCUUUUUGGACAGGUCAAUCCCGAACUAUUUGCGUCACACUUGACAUAUUUUUUGCCAUACCUCAGAUGUGAUGUAGAUGAAAGUUUUGAUUCUAGCCGUGUAGACCUGGUGGUUCUAGUUUGCAACCUUGUUUCUAUCGCUUCAGGGUAUUCAAAAGAUCUACAGAAAGUAGAACACCACGUUGUACAGCUUGUUUCAUUCGAUGCUCCUGCGCUCACUCGAGCUGCAAUUCAAUUAUUGGUAAAAUUGGAUUCAAGAAAUCACGUGGCAGCCAUAUUCCAGGAGGCAUUCGAUUAUCUAUCUCAGCUCCGAUCAAUACUCGCCACCGGUGGUAGGUCUCCCGAGGAGAUCGUUAAGGUUAUGUCAUAUAAUGUGUUGUUACGCAGCGCAUGGAAGCUAGGCUGUGUUGCCGAAUUUGCAAACCUAGCUAAUCUACAAGAUGGUGAGAACAAUACAACGCAAGAAGUACUUGACCUGCUCCUUAACAUGUCGGAGAUUUUUUACGAUGCUGGGCUAUUCAACGUAGCAGGGAUGUUAGUGCAAUCUGUCGCCCGCAUCUUCGUGAGCUUGAAGAAUGUUAUUAAUUUGGACAUCAAAAGUAUUAGGUGCUUGGUGCGAAUGUUCGGUGAGGAUGCUAUGGUGGUUUGCAGUAUGAUGGUACUCUACCAACUGCUCACUACAUAUUCGAGACUGGUUACACCAUCAGAUGCUGAUCUUGCAGUGGCAAGUCAGCAACGCUUACGAAGCGUCCAUAACGAAGUGUUUUGUUGCCUAGGAAGCUUUGUUGAGGUCUUUGUAGCCGUCAUAGCACCAGGCAAAGACCUGUGUCAUACACCUGUAAUGGGAACUGCAGACUUAGUUAUGACAUUGGAGAUAUGCAACAUGGUCAUAGCAAACAGGCUGACGAAUCCCGAACCUAUGGAACCUUUUCUAUUUUGUCAGGUGGUCUCUCAGGAACCCAAUGCGCAGCGUCUCGCUGAACAAGCACUGAAGACCCUUGCGCGAAACGACACCGAGAUUUUCUUAUCGAAGUUGGGAUCCUCACUGCAGCUGGUAUUGUUGUCAGUGGUUAUGUCGUCGUUCGCGAACAGCGUGGCCCAAAAUAAAGAGUCUAACGUGGAAGUAGAACCGGUAACACCGUGUUCCGCUGGAGAUGCUACACCAUCACAUUGCAAAGGCCGUGAUGCACUGAAUCGAGAGUUUAUUCUGGGCUACGGCUCGGAACUCACAACAGCAAGGGUCCGUGGCAUUGUGAGAUUGUUUCUCGAAGCCGUUACCGCACCCAAACACUCGAAGAAGCUACUGUCAGCUGUAGUUGCGCAGUUAUCAGUAUGCCUUACACAAGAAUUCCGUGAAACCAUGGAGGAAAGGGUGAUGCGAGAUGAUAUGGAUACAAAAGCACUUCAGGAUAUACGGCCUUUCGGUGGGUCACGUUUGUCAAGGCUACUGGGCAAACAUCUUGGUCGUGCGAGGAAAGGUGAUACCAAGGGUUUGGUUGAUUACUUUACGCUGCUAUUUGUGGACAUGCUGGCGACUGUACUGGACCACUUAACCUUUAGUAGCCCUGGUGUUGCCCGUUUCCUAAUUAAGCGGAUUGGGGAAACGAUUAAGGACGCUAACGGCGAAGCCGCAGAGGAUGUGCGUCGCUACCGGGAUUCACGCCUCAAUGCACUCUCUAGUCAUAAAAUGGCGGAAGCAACUGAAACUGGUACUUCGGAGCACAUUCAAAUCAAGGUCAGAUCACCGGAUGGAUCGGAAGUAUACUUUAAGAUUAAGAAGAAAACAAAACUAGAGAAACUUAUGAGUACUUACUGCACUAGACUUGGACAAUCACCUGACGCUGUACGGUUCUUAUUCGAUGGAGACCGUAUAAAAGGUGACGCUACCCCGGAGGAUCUCGGUAUUGAACACGGGGACAUCAUUGAUGCCAUGGUGCAGCAAACUGGCGGUGCGAAAUCCUUCAUGUAA